AUGGCGGGCACCGAUAGCAUGGCUCCGCGCAUACAAGGUGUUGUCUGGGUUAUCACGGCAAUGGCACUAAUAACCGCCAACGUGAGGUUUUACAUCAAGUGGAAAUACCGUGGGAAAUUAUGGUACGACGACUAUAUCCUGGUCGCUGCGGUGAUAUUCCUCCUAGCAAACGUAGGCCUGUUCCAGAAAACCGUUUCCUUAGGAUAUGGCAACCACUUUGCAGAUAUAAUUGACGACAACCCGCUGAAUAUCCGCACUAUCGUCAUGUACCUGCAAAUUCUAUCGGCCCUUAUACGUCUCUCGACCACAUCCGCACGAAUUAGCUUUGCAACUACAUUGCUUCAGUUGGUGAAUUACUACGAGAAACGAUUUGUCUGGUUUUCAAUAAUCACGCUGGCGGCCGUGGCGAUGCCGGCAGUCAUUUUUCCUUUCGUGUCGUGCAUUCCAUAUGAGAAGAUUUUCGAUCCUUCUAUCCCUGGCACGUGCACAGGUGAUGCCGUGAGCCUUGGAUAUUUCAUCUUCGAAGCAGCAUAUACCUCCUUCAUCGACUUCGCAUUAGUAGUGCUCCCUUGGCGAGUUUUGUCACGGAUACAGCUGCGACGUGUUGAGAAACUGGGCGCAAGUCUGGCUAUGAGCCUCGGUAUCCUGUCGGGCGUGGUCACAAUAGUGAAGGCUACCUACACCGAGCAGAUAAGAGAUGAUGAUUUCACUUAUUCUAGCGCGGAUCUCACGAUAUGGAAUGUAGUCGAACCAGCAUCCAUCAUCAUGGCCGCGUCCAUCCCCAACUUGCGCGUCUUCGUUCUUAAAAACUCGCGGCAUCUAAAACCCGGCCUUAAAAUAGGAUCGAGUAGCGGAUUAGACAUCAGGGGGCGAUCACGAAAAACGGACGAACUCUCUUUGGAGAAUGUACACAAUGCCAUGGGAAUGAUAUCAGCAGGAACUGAUAGAAGACGAGGGGAUGGAAGAACAUGGGUAACGUCGCGGGAUGGUGACAGCGCGAAGAGCAAUUAUUAUGCGAGUAGGGCGCUUCCGAGAUUGGCCAUCAUGCAGACGAGCACAUUUGCCGUCGAAUAUCUAGAAGAGCCCAGCCCGACAUUAUCGCCUCUCAAAGAUAGAUAG
Messenger RNA from Xylaria bambusicola, 1119 nucleotides. RefSeq lists its product as uncharacterized. Lineage: Eukaryota; Fungi; Ascomycota; Sordariomycetes; Xylariales; Xylariaceae. The transcript has 7 exons. The coding region runs from base 1 to 1119 and encodes 372 amino acids. The record is from RefSeq and is a predicted model, not a curated record.